CUCAAAGGAGAACAGUUACAGGUGGGAAAGAGCUUAACAGGCAAACAUGGACUCCAUCUUGCUCAAGACACCUCUGACGUUCAUAGGCUUCUUAUUGAUCACUUUUCUCAUAAUCUACUUCCUGUGGCCUGAAGCACUGCUUAGGUUUGGGCGGUGGGCUUUCCCAAAGAUAAUUGGCGUACAAGUGAGAUAUGCUGAGCAUAAUGGCUACAGGUUCUGUUACUACUCCCGAGGAAAGCCUGGCCUUCAGCCCUCCAUCUUGAUGCUUCAUGGGUAUGGAUUUGAUAAAGACUCAUGGUUAAUCAACAUCAAUUUCCUUCCUAAGAAUAUCCAUGUGGUCUGUCUUGAUAUGCCUGGUCAUGGGGAAACCACUUGUUUGCCAGGAGAAAACUACACUACGUUUGAUCAGGUGAAAAGGAUACACCAGUUUGUCGAGUGCACUGGUCUGAACAGGAAGCCUUUCCAUCUGGUUGGUAUCUCCAUGGGCGGAAUGGUCGCUGGGGUCUACACUGCCCAUUAUCCAUCUGAGGUCUGCUGCUUGUCUCUCCUGUGUCCAACUGGAUUGAAUUACCCAAAAGAUUCUGACAUCAUGAAGCGUGUGAAAAAGAAUAGAAAAAACCACGACGUUUCUCUUGUUCCUUCGAAUAUACAGGAGGGAAUAGAGAUGUUCAGACUUGGUUUAUACUAUUCAUGCAUGGCUCCAAAACAGCUCCUAAAGGGAUUCUUUGUAGACUGGCUGCCAGACAACAAUUUUUUCAGAAAAUGCUACUUAGACAUCUUCAGUGAUGAGUCCUUGUACAGCCUUCAAGACAACAUGAGCAAGAUCAGGGUUCCAACACAGGUCAUCUGGGGAAAAGAUGACAAAAUGCUGGAUGUAUCCGGGGCAGAAGUUUUAGCCAAAGGUAUUCCUCAUGCCCAGAUACAUCUGCUGGAGAAAUGUGGACACUUUCAACCGGUUGAUUCCCCCCUGAAAACCUCUCAACUCCUCGUGGACUUCCACACUUCUUACACAAAGAAUUAAA
Messenger RNA from Gekko japonicus, 1022 nucleotides. Its product is annotated as monoacylglycerol lipase ABHD6-like. The coding region runs from base 47 to 1021 and encodes 324 amino acids. Gene Ontology annotation, molecular function: catalytic activity. Lineage: Eukaryota; Metazoa; Chordata; Lepidosauria; Squamata; Gekkonidae. The record is from RefSeq and is a predicted model, not a curated record. The transcript has 9 exons.